Cydia fagiglandana is the source of this 627-nucleotide messenger RNA. RefSeq names its product general odorant-binding protein 28a-like. The transcript has 5 exons. Gene Ontology annotation, molecular function: odorant binding. The coding region runs from base 85 to 543 and encodes 152 amino acids. The record is from RefSeq and is a predicted model, not a curated record. NCBI's taxonomy places the organism in Eukaryota, Metazoa, Arthropoda, Insecta, Lepidoptera, Tortricidae.
UUUUAGUAUAUAUUGACGUAGCACGCAUUUAUGUGAUCAAUACGGGUAUAAUUGUCAUUGUGAAGGUGUCGUUAAAAUUAAACCAUGGCUCGAUUAACUUUUGUUUUGGCUGUUGUUGUCGCUAUUGCGAAUAAUGUAUGGGCGAUAUCAGGAGACCAAAAGACCGUAAUCCAAGCUGAGUUCGUAACGCGGGGGUUGUCUUGCUUAAAAAACAAUCCUCUCACCGUGGAAGACAUUAACUCUCUCAGAAUGCUGAAAUCACCGGAAAGCAGCGGCGCUAAGUGCUUCACAGCUUGUCUCUUCAAGAACAUUGGUAUUAUGGACAAUUCAGGAGCAGUAUCAGCAUCGAAUGCCCGUAUGAAUGCGAAGCAGGUCUUUGCUAAUGAUGAAGCCAGUCUCAACAACGUUGAGGAGCUUGUCAAGCAGUGCGAAAAAGUGAAUGCUCAAAAUGUGGCAGAUGACAAGGGCUGCGAUAGGGCUGCUCUGGCCUUUACCUGUUUAACUGAAAAUGCGGCCAAGUAUGGCCUCGAUCUCAAGUUUUAAGGUAAAAACUAAAAUAGACCAACCAAAAAGUACAAACAUGACAAGGAUUUAAGGAUUAUAAUGAAUAAAUGUUCCAUGCCCUUC